Lodderomyces elongisporus is the source of this 1515-nucleotide messenger RNA. RefSeq names its product pyruvate kinase (gene CDC19). Gene Ontology annotation, molecular function: magnesium ion binding; pyruvate kinase activity; potassium ion binding. Bases 1 to 1515 code for a protein of 504 amino acids. Gene Ontology annotation, biological process: glycolytic process. Lineage: Eukaryota; Fungi; Ascomycota; Pichiomycetes; Serinales; Debaryomycetaceae. The transcript has a single exon. Gene Ontology annotation, cellular component: cytoplasm. The record is from RefSeq and is a predicted model, not a curated record.
AUGUCACACUCUUCAUUAACAUGGUUGUCCAACUUGAACCUUGAGCAGACUCCUCACAAAUACUUGAGAAGAUCCUCCAUCAUUGGUACUAUUGGACCAAAAACCAACAAUGUUGACGUCUUGGUCAAGUUGAGAAAAGCUGGUUUGAACAUUGUCAGAAUGAACUUUUCCCACGGUUCUUAUGAAUACCACCAAUCUGUCAUUGACAAUGCUAGAAAAUCCGAAGAGGUUUACAAAGGUAGACCAUUGGCCAUUGCCUUGGACACCAAGGGUCCAGAAAUCAGAACCGGUACCACAAUUGAUGAAAAAGACUACCCAAUCCCACCAAACCACCAAAUGAUCUUCACCACUGAUGACGCCUACAAACUCAAAUGUAACGAUGAGAUUAUGUACAUUGACUACAAAAACAUUACAAAGGUUAUCUCCCCUGGUAAAAUCAUCUACGUUGAUGACGGUGUCUUGUCCUUUGAAGUUGAAUCCGUCGAAGAUGACAACACUUUGAAGGUUAGAUCCAUCAAUGGUGGUAAGAUUUCAUCCCACAAGGGUGUCAACUUGCCAGGAACUGAUGUCGACUUGCCUCCAUUAUCCGAAAAGGAUAAGGCCGAUAUCAGAUUCGGUGUUAAGAACAAGGUCCACAUGAUCUUUGCUUCAUUUAUCAGAUCAGCAGAUGACAUUAGACACAUUAGAGAAGUUUUGGGUGAGGAUGGAAAAGAAAUCCAAAUCAUUGCCAAGAUUGAAAACCAACAAGGUGUCAACAACUUUGACGAGAUUUUGGAAGUCACCGAUGGUGUUAUGGUUGCCAGAGGAGACUUGGGUAUCGAGAUCCCAGCUCCUCAAGUGUUUAUCGUGCAAAAGAAAUUGAUUGCUAAAUGUAACUUGGCUGCUAAACCAGUUGUCUGUGCUACUCAAAUGUUGGAGUCAAUGACCUACAACCCAAGACCAACAAGAGCUGAAGUUUCAGAUGUUGGUAACGCCAUCUUAGACGGUGCUGAUUGUGUGAUGUUGUCUGGUGAAACAGCCAAAGGUGACUACCCAUUCGAAGCCGUGUCAAUGAUGCACAACACCUGUCUUAUUGCAGAAAAGGCAAUUGCAUACCCACAAUUAUUCAACGAAUUGAGAUCAUUGGCCGUCAAGCCAACCUCAACCACCGAAACCUGUGCAAUGGCUGCCGUUGCCGCUGCAUACGACCAAGACGCCAAGGCCAUUGUCGUUCUUUCAACUUCAGGUCACUCAGCAAGAUACGUCUCCAAGUACAAGCCAGAUGUUCCAAUCUUGAUGGUCACUAGAAACGAAAACAGUGCCAAAUACUCACACUUGUAUAGAGGUGUCUACCCAUUCGUGUACAAGAAGGACAGAUUACCAAACUGGCAAGAGGAUGUCGAGAGCAGAUUGAGAUGGGCUGUCUCCGAAGCAGUUGACUUGGGAAUUAUCGCCAAGGGUGACUCCAUUGUCACUGUGCAAGGAUGGACCAGAGGUUCUGGACACUCCAACACUGUGAGAAUCGUCCAAGCUUAA